Molecule: messenger RNA, 1323 nt
Organism: Penicillium taxi
Lineage: Eukaryota; Fungi; Ascomycota; Eurotiomycetes; Eurotiales; Aspergillaceae
Product: cytochrome P450
Exons: 3
Coding region: 1-1323 (440 amino acids)
Molecular function (GO): monooxygenase activity; oxidoreductase activity, acting on paired donors, with incorporation or reduction of molecular oxygen; heme binding
Source: RefSeq, a predicted model, not a curated record
AUGAUCAUAUCAGGUCGUGCUCCUCAUGAUUUACGGGCCCUGCACGAGAAAUACGGCGAGGUAGUGCGCAUUGCACCGGACGAACUGUCUUUCAUCAACAGUGACGCAUGGAAGGCAAUUUAUGGCACUCGUACUGGUCAUAGUCAAAAGAAAAAGGAUCUGCGAUUUUACACACCCACCGCAAAUGGUGCCCCCAACAUCAUCCAGUCCAGUGAUGCUGAUCACUCGCGCUUCCGUCGGUUACUAUCACAUGCUUUCUCUGACAGCUCGCUGCGUGGACAAGAGCAUAUCAUUAAAGGCUAUAUUGAUCUCUUCAUACAACGUUUGAGAGAAGUUUCGGAAGGUGGUAACAAGACAGUUGAUAUGGUCAAGUGGUACAACUUUAUCACUUUUGAUAUCAUUGGAGAUUUAGCCUUCGGUGAACCGUUCGAUUGCCUGAGAAACUCCAACUAUCAUCAAUGGGUUCUUAUGGUGAUUGGCUGGAUGAAAGUAGGUGCUUAUGCAAACAUCGCUCGCCGGCUCCCAGGCUGGAAGUUCGUCCUUCCACUUAUCACGCCGAAGAAGGUGAUUGAGCAAAAGAACGCGCACUACCGUUUAACAGAAGAGAAGGUCAAAGCCCGACUACAAAAGUCGAAUGAAAGACCAGACUUUUUUGGAAACAUCCUCAAACAAAAUGGAUCAGAGAAAGGGUUUAGUUUUGAAGAACUGAUCACGAAUGCGAGUGCUUUGAUCAUAGCUGGCUCUGAAACAACAGCCACCCUUCUCGCCGGCGUAACUUAUCUUCUGCUCAAAAACCCUCAAGUUUUGGCCAAGCUUCAGGAUGAAGUUCGGACAGCCAUUCACGCAGAGGAUGAGAUCACCUUUGAUACCUGCAACCAGCUACCAUAUCUCCAGGCCGUGUUGACGGAAACCCUGAGAAUGUAUCCACCAGUACCCAGUGGACUCCCUCGUAUUGUCGAUGCCCAGGGUGACAUUAUUGCAGGACACUGGGUGCCAGGCGGCACCGUCGUCUCAGUCCCUCACUUGGCCACAUAUUAUUCAGCAAAGAACUUCAAGUACCCAGAAAGCUUUAUCCCUGAGCGCCAUCUUAACGAUGCUCGUUUCGAACAUGACAACAAAGAAGCGCUGCAGCCAUUCAGCUUCGGACCGAGAAACUGCAUUGGUCGCAAUCUUGCUUACGUGGAAAUGCGCAUCAUUCUUGCCUGCAUGGUCUACAACUUCGAUAUGCAAUUGGAUCAGCCUGAUGUUGAUUGGAUGAACCACGAUGGUGGCAUACUUUGGGACAAGCCACCCCUGGAGCUCAAGUUGAUUCCAAGGAUUUAG